Molecule: messenger RNA, 1840 nt
Organism: Cynara cardunculus var. scolymus (artichoke)
Lineage: Eukaryota; Viridiplantae; Streptophyta; Magnoliopsida; Asterales; Asteraceae
Product: putative serine carboxypeptidase-like 23
Exons: 9
Coding region: 172-1650 (492 amino acids)
Biological process (GO): proteolysis
Cellular component (GO): vacuole
Molecular function (GO): serine-type carboxypeptidase activity
Source: RefSeq, a predicted model, not a curated record
UAUAAAAACACGACUCUUUUGCAACUACAAAAGAGAGAAAGAAACGAUACCGUUUUCCAUACAAGAUUUAAUAGAAAAGCACUUAUCAGUUAUAUACUGUUGUAAUAUAUACUAGAAUCUUCUAUAAAGCUAUAGCAUAUAGCUUCUGAAAGUCUCAUUUGACAUUGAGCAAUGGACACGAUCCAACUUCUUCUUCUUCUUCUUGUUCUGCUUCUCGUGACGUGUAAAGGUCACACCCAUGGCUCGCGGGCUAACCAAGCCAACACCCUAAUGUCCUUCCGUCGUUCAAGAAACCGAACCCAAGUCAACGAGGAGUGGAUCAGUGAACUGGAAUUCAGCAGUAGGAUUAAAAGCGACGAUAACGGGAGGAAGAUGGAGGAUGACUUAAUAGCAGGAGGGCUUCCUGGUCAGCCAUCAUCAAAACCAUUCAGAUUCAAACAAUAUGCAGGUUAUAUCAAUGUUGAUAGCUUCAAUGGUAGAAGCCUUUUCUACUACUUUGUUGAAGCUCUUCAUGAACCAUCUUCCAAACCACUUGUUCUUUGGCUUAAUGGAGGACCAGGAUGUUCGUCACUCGGGGUUGGUGCCAUGCUCGAGAUUGGACCGUUUGGUGUUAACCCUGACGGCAAAACGCUUUAUUCCCGAAGAUUUUCAUGGAAUAAAGUUGCAAAUAUAUUAUUCCUGGAGUCACCAGCAGGAGUUGGAUUCUCUUACUCCAACACAAGCAGUGAUUAUGACUUGUCUGGGGAUAAAAGAACUGCCGAGGACUCGUACGUUUUCUUGGUGAAUUGGUUCAGAAGAUUCCCGCAUUACAAGAACAACGACUUUUACAUAAUCGGAGAAAGUUACGCAGGAUUUUAUAUCCCGGAGUUGGCCGAUGCAAUUACAAAGAAAAAUAUGGAGAGCCAUUCUACGUCAAUCAUUAACCUCAAGGGUAUCAUGAUAGGAAAUGGAAUAAUGAACGAAGAUACGGACGAUAGGGGAUUUAGCGAUUACCUAUGGAGUCAUGCCCUGAUUUCGGACGAAACGUACAAGAAAUUAACAAGACAAUGUAUUAACGGUAACACGAGCAAGUACUGCAACGAUUUAGAGGAAGAACUCGGGGAAGAAAUCGGGAAUAUAGAUUUCUACAACAUCUAUGGCCCGACUUGUAUGCCAUUGCCCGAUGGAUUAUUGGCUAGGAAGAAACGUCGUAGAAGAUCGGGUGGACCCGAUCCAUGUGAAGGAGAAUACGUCGAGAACUAUCUCAAUCUUCCGCACAUUCAAAACGCUUUCCAUGCUAACGUCACCAAAUUAGCUUAUCGAUGGGAGACUUGCAGUAAACUCAUUGUCAAGUGGAAGGAUAGCCCGUCAACCAUGUUUCCGAUAUACAAAAGGCUAAUCGCCUUGGGUCUUCGGAUACUACUUUAUAGUGGAGAUGUGGAUGCGGUCGUUCCUGUCUCGGGCACACGAUAUUCGAUCGAUGCCAUGAAUCUUAAAGUGAUCAAACCUUGGCGUUUUUGGACGGAUGCUACCAAACAAGUUGCAGGGUAUAAAGUCGUCUACGAUGGGUUGACAUUUGCUACGGUUCGAGGUGCGGGUCACGAAGUGCCUCGUUUUCAACCACACCAAGCGUUUGCUUUGUUAAAGAUGUUCUUGGCCGAUCGCCACUGAAAACAAACACCAACGAUCGACCAUUGAUUAAUCCAAUCCUGAGUGAAUCCAAAAUUUACCGAUAAAAAUCAUAGGUGUUCUUGGAUGCGUUUUCGAUCCAAUGAGUCAAAGCUAAAGUUCGAUUAGUCUGUCUUUUGUUUUACGGCAAAUUGCAUAAUUAUAAAGUGAAUCUGUUCUAUUUCGAUUCCUA